GUAGAUCAUCGGUCUGACAAUGAGUUUACUGGCCAGACUUAUUAGGAGAUCAAUUAGAAAUCCAUUCAAAUUAAAUAUAAAUAACAUUCACCCAUCUUAUACAAACUUCACAUAGAUUUCAAUUCCACAGCUUAUAGCAGAAUUAUCAUCCACGAUGGGUCGCGAAGAGGAACUGGAUAAACGUAUAGCCUUUACAGUGAGCGGGAAAGUUCAAGGGGUCAAUUUUCGCUGGUUUACACAGAAGAAAGCGAGGGCACUUGGAGUUGUUGGUUGGGUACGCAAUACAGAUGAUGGAAAGGUGAAAGGCGAAGCUCAAGGUUCUGCCUCUCAAAUCGAAGGUUUACGCGCAGAUCUCAAAGAAGGACCACCUCAUGCAAAUGUCACAGAGUACGAAGACAAGGAGCUGGAUCUCAAGGAGAAAGGAGUGGCCGAGGAGAGAUUUGAGGUUAUAAGAUAGUGGAUGUCGAGUUUGACGGAUUACAUAUGUGUCGGUCCAGAUAUCAAGCCAUGAAACAAUGAGGUGUCAGUCUAUUAAUGUUCAUCGCAACUUCCAACUCUCAUCAAAGGAAGUUUACUGGUGGCUGUAGACUGUAGACAGAUAGUUUACCAAGGUAGAUGGCGAGGCCGAAUUAUAAGAAAAAGGUCUCAGGAUGAUGUAAAGAAUACUUUAUGUGUGAUGAUAAUGAAGAGCCGAAUCUUUAUUACCACUGCCUGGCAUUUCUCCUAUCUUUUCUCUACUUAGCCUGCCUUUUCAAAGUAUCAAAAACUAUGUAUCUAGGUAGCUGUAGCUAGAAGUGCAGUCAGUCCACCGGAACCGCGAAUUAAAUUGUA
Molecule: messenger RNA, 831 nt
Organism: Botrytis cinerea B05.10
Lineage: Eukaryota; Fungi; Ascomycota; Leotiomycetes; Helotiales; Sclerotiniaceae
Exons: 4
Coding region: 155-457 (100 amino acids)
Molecular function (GO): acylphosphatase activity
Source: RefSeq, a predicted model, not a curated record